AUGGAAGGCUAUAAACCAAACACAUCAAAGGUAUUAUCAUGUGUUGACGACAAAGACAUAGACCGUGCUAAUUUUAUCUGUUGCGCUUUGACUGAAGAAGAAGAAGAAUAUGGGGAAGAAGCUGAGGACAAGAUUAAGGAUGUCAAGAAGACACCAACACGAGGCCUUAUUCCAAUCUUAACUAGAUCGUGUUUUUUCGGCGGGAAGAGCUUCAACAUUUUUUUUAAUCAAUCAAGUGAAAAUCCGGGUACAUGCGAGCUACGACAAGAUAAGGAAGGUCAAGUUCUGGGUCAGCCAUAUCCACUUUGGCACAGUGCACAUGCAGGUGAUUUAACACAGGAUGGAUCAUCCCCGUGA
Molecule: messenger RNA, 357 nt
Organism: Dovyalis caffra
Lineage: Eukaryota; Viridiplantae; Streptophyta; Magnoliopsida; Malpighiales; Salicaceae
Source: the annotation of a GenBank genome assembly